Molecule: messenger RNA, 682 nt
Organism: Neolamprologus brichardi
Lineage: Eukaryota; Metazoa; Chordata; Actinopteri; Cichliformes; Cichlidae
Source: RefSeq, a predicted model, not a curated record
UUCUUUUGUUUAUAAAAAUGGCUCCACGUGCUGUUUCCAGGUCGUCUCUGCUGAACCACAUGGCCAGAGAGCAUUCCUUCAGCAUCGGACUGCCGGACAACAUCGUCUACUGCAGCGAGUUCCUCGACACGCUGCAGGACAAACUGGACAGUCUGCAGUGUCUGUACUGCGAGAAAACGUUUCGAGAUAAAACCACGCUAAAGGAUCACAUGAGGAAAAAAGCUCACCGCCGCAUCAACGCCAAAAACCACGAGUACGACCGCUUCUACGUCAUCAACUACCUGGAACUGGGAAAAACGUGGGAGGAGGUGCAAAGCGAAGAUGACCGUGAGCUGGCGGAUGAUGAGGAUGAUGAUUGGUCGGACUGGCAGGCUCAUCCGGUCUCUGCAGUGUGUCUGUUCUGUGAUCACCAAUCGGAGACGUUGGAGCAGAUCUACGCGCAUAUGAAGGUACGGGAACGUAGAAGUUUCAGAGAAGGAAAAUAUCGUUUUCUGCUUUUCUUCCCUGAAACGAUUCUGCAAAGGAUUCUGGGAGAACGGAGACGGUGCACGCCAACAGGAAACGAUCUGCUUCCUGAGGUCUCUGCAAACAUGUGAAUCCAUCGUUAGCACAAAACAUGGAUUUUACUCAAAAAGUGCCCUCACACACAGAUGGACCGAAGCUGAAGAGCUUUUAAAAUGAA